Molecule: messenger RNA, 1273 nt
Organism: Spizellomyces punctatus DAOM BR117
Lineage: Eukaryota; Fungi; Chytridiomycota; Chytridiomycetes; Spizellomycetales; Spizellomycetaceae
Product: 40S ribosomal protein S12
Exons: 9
Coding region: 78-659 (193 amino acids)
Biological process (GO): translation
Cellular component (GO): ribosome; cytosolic small ribosomal subunit
Molecular function (GO): structural constituent of ribosome
Source: RefSeq, a predicted model, not a curated record
UUGACUAUUUUACGCUCGGUACAUUUCACACUCAAUUAGUGAUUGCAUCAAAGAUAUUUCCUGCAAACUUAAAUGAUAUGCCUAACUCGUACGUUCGGCUCAAGCCCAUCAAUUCCGUAGCUUGCAACGUCGUUGAACCUCCUCUUUCAUCAAAGCAAGACUCACGGCGCAUUGAGGACGUCUGUCGACCCCCUUUAUCUCGCAUAUAUCAAGAAACACAAAUCAUGUCUGCAGAAGGAGAUGUCGCCGCUGAGGUUGUUGAGGUUGCCGCCGACGCUGUUGCCCCUCGUGGCACUAUGUCUGUUGAGGAGGCCCUUCAGGAAGUGUUGAAGAAGGCUCUCGUUCACGACGGUCUUGCGCGUGGGUUGAGGGAGGCGGCCAAGGCUCUCGACAGACGCCAGGCUCACCUUUGCGUGUUGGUCGAGACCUGCACGGAGAAAGAGUACAUCAAGCUCGUUGAGGCUCUUUGUGCCGAGCACAACAUCAACUUGAUCAAGGUGUCUGAUGCAAAGAAGCUCGGCGAGUGGGCUGGUCUCUGCAAGAUCGACCGUGAGGGUAACGCCCGUAAGGUUGUGGGCUGCUCGUGCGUGGUCGUCAAGGACAUUGGUGAGGACUCUGAGGCGAUGAACGUACUCCUCGAGUACUUCCGCACCCGUUAAGCAUAGAUUACUUGGGAAAAUGCCCUUCCAUGAUCAUCAUGUGUCACUUGACUGGAAGGGUACCCGGGGUAGUACAUUACCCCGGGAUGUACUGAAAAGGUCCUUGUCAACCCAUUCGGAUCACUGACUGAAACAGCUUGUAUAUGUCGCAUAGAUUUGUGCAUGCUGAAUAUACGCUUAAAACCAUGCCAAUGUGUGCGCUAAUAACAAGUGCUGAUACCUGUUUCCAUUGCGAGAUAAAGAUCUGACACUGCUUGUAAAAUCCGUGUCAUUGAAUGUGAAUUCUAGUUGUAUUUGCCAUGUGGAAACAGGGUGCGAUUGCGGUAUAGAUUUAUGGUUGCGUGUCAAAUAUGGUUGCCUGGGUGCGUAAUUUAUCCAAAAAUGGAUAGCGAUAGACUGGAUCCGUGGGUACGUUGGGGUGCGAAACGACACCUGGAGUGAAAGCGUUGGUCCUUUGGCGCCGUGUUCUUGUUUUGCGACGAGCUUUGCUCCUCUCCUUGGGGUUGCUGAGCCGCUGUUCUUGCCCUACCGUUGUUGACUGUUCGUCGUAGCCACGCGCUGUAUUUUGUUUGACGUCAUACUGGCUCAGGGACCGCUUGCGGUGGCCGUAUUUG